Actinia tenebrosa (Australian red waratah sea anemone) is the source of this 3646-nucleotide messenger RNA. RefSeq lists its product as uncharacterized. The record is from RefSeq and is a predicted model, not a curated record. Lineage: Eukaryota; Metazoa; Cnidaria; Anthozoa; Actiniaria; Actiniidae.
AUGCUUAUGCUUAUGCUUCCGUCGCUUAUGUCGCUUGUGAAAACUAGCUUUUAGUAACUUAAGAGGCCUUGUGUUCUCAAGCAAACCAAACACUUAAAGACUUUUGAGCAAUUGUUCAUCAUCAAAGAACUCCUCGAACAUCACAUGUGGUCUAUUGGCUGUAUACGCUUGCAAAAAAGAAUAGGACAUAGCUGAGAAAAUAGAACAGGCCAUGUUUAGGAUGUUAAGAGUUGCGAUAUAUCUGCUACACGUUGCAGUCAUCGUUUUUGCAUCACCUAUUAAUAAUACUAUAGCAGUAACCACAAAGUCUCAAGAUCCUAUCACAACGAUUCCUUCUACAACAAGUCAUGAUCCAUCAACAUACCAUUCGAGUGUUUCUUCCUUGUCCUCUGAACAACCAACCACACGAACUCUUGCUGUGGCUGAAGGGCAAACUUCAAUUCCGUCAACUACCAAUGAGUUCAUGACAACCGAAAGUUCUAGCAAGUCAGAUUUUACAAUUCAAUCCAGUACCUCGAAGACGACUCAACCCGAUUCCUCAGAAGCUACAACGAUUGCUACUACUUCAAAAAUAGCAACUGCCGAUUCGAUAUCUUCUGAACCAGAAACUACUGCUUCUUCAUCUGCAGCCCCUGAGGCACUUUCUCUACCAACCGACGUAGCGACUUCUGAAGCAUCCACUACACCYGAUACUAUCUCUACUAUGGCUCCAACUACCAGCAGGUCAACCACUGCAGCACCUACUACAGAUGAUACCACUACUAUGGCACCUUCCCUACCACCAACUACGAGCUGGUCGACCACUGCAGCACCAACUACAGUUGGUACACCUAUUGUGGCACCAUCCCUACCACAAACUACCAGCAGGUCAACCACUGCAGCACCUACUACAGAUGGUACCACUACUAUACCACCUCCCCUACCACCAACUACCAACAGCUCAACCACUGUAGCACCUAUUACAGAUGGUACAACUACUAUGCCACCUUCCSUACCACCAACUACCAACAGCUCAACCACUGUAGCACCCACUACAGAUGGUACCACUACUAUACCACCUUCCCUACCACCAACUACGAAUAGCUCAACCACUACACCACCCCUUACAGCUGAUAAUAUUACUGUAACAACUUUCCUACCACCAACUACCAACGUUAGCUCAAGUUCUGCAGCACCUAUUACAGCUAGAAAUACCACUAUGACAAAACCAGCAACAAACACCUCAACUACUGCAACACCUACUAUAGCUGAUAAUACUACUACGCCGCAUUCUUUACCAGCAACUACCAAUAGCUCAGCCCCUGCAACAACUACUGUAGCGCCAAAUAAAACCAAUAAUACUACUGUGGCAUCUUCUUUACCACCGUCAACAACCAUCUCUACUGCACCAUCAACUACAAAUGAAACUACAGCUGCUGUUUAUUCUCUUUCCYCGACAACGAAUACUACAGCUACCAAAGUACCAACUAGGGCUGAGAAUACAACUGUUUCAUCUUCUUUACCAACUUCUCCCAACAAUGGAUCUACUGCAGCACCAGCUACAAAUGGAACUUUAAUUCUCUCAUCUUCGACCUUAACCCCGACAACCGUCACUAAAACUAGUGCAGCACCAACUAUCAAURAAACUACGACUGUUUCAUCUUCUCUACCACCGACAACAAAUACGACGASUACUUCAAUACCAACUACAGCAAAAACUACAGUAAAAAAAUCUACUCUUCCACCGACAGCCAACAAAACGAGUACUGCAGCAACAACAACCUCCAAAGCCAGAACCAAAUCAUCGACUCGAUCAUCAACUAACAGAAGGACUACUGCAACAACAACUGCCAGUACCACAAUUUCGAGAUCUUCUCCAACAACAUAUAAAACUUUACAAACGACUUUAGAACCUAGCACUACAACUGAGCUCACUUACCGUACCACAAAAGGCAGAGCAAAAACURCAGCUGAAGUUGGACUACCAAAAACUGAACUGCCAUCCAUUCCUACAACUGGAAUCUCGACAACUGGUAUGAAUGCCACAAGUCAUAUUGUGUUAGCAGCGAAAGCAGCACGCGGCCUUGGCGGAGGAUCCAUCGCGGGUAUCGUCAUCGGGCUGCUAAUACUCAUCCUUUUAAUCGUGGUGGCGGCAAUAUUCAUCAUGAAGCGUUUUUUAGCAAGUGGCCACAAAUCGUACGAAGAAGUGGAAAUGGAUGAUUUUGAACAUAUGAAUUUCGCGUACUAUUAAAAUUCCGUAAGGAACAAAGUAGGCGACUUUACAGAAGUUAGUAUUWGGGAAGUUUUUGGGAUCACAUAUGACAUACGAGGUAUAUACGAAAUAACUUGAACUUCGUGUUAGGUUUUGRACGACUCUCCUUGACCGUUGAUCAGCUUGCGACAAGCUGGAGUUCAGAYGAUGAAACUUAGACCUUGUCUUUAAUUAGCAUAUAAAAUUGAGUAUUUUGUACGUAAAUGUUAUAUUUAUCAAAAAUUAAAAGGCUUCUUCUACGUGUAAUUUAAUAAUUUUUGACGAAUUACACGUAGAAGAAACGUUUAAAUUUUUCAAAAAAAUUAUCAUAUAGUUAGGAUAGUACGUGCGCGCUGAUUGGUCGAAAACUGUGCUUUAUUAGAGAACGGAGCACAGUGUUUUCGUUUUAAUAAUUUCAGUCCAUAACAAAUAAAAUGAGUAACAUAGCUUUUUCCGAGCUCCAUUCAGUAAAAGCACUUGGGAUGUGCCGUAAGCACUCAAGAAAUUUGAGAAGCACUCGCCGUUCUCCUUACACUUCUUUCGUGUUGACGCCACUUCAUGCGUGCUUUAUUACUGAACGGAGCACGGAAAAAGCUGUUUUAUUUGUUAAAUAGUUGCUGCCGAAACAUUAGAGAAUACAUUCAAUGGCUUCACAAAAGGUUGUUGUGAAGUCUGUUGUAUUCGUGGCAAACGCAAGGUACUGGCUUGUUUUGCAUUUAGAAUUGUGAUUGGAUUAAUUGGUUAAGUAAAGAAGCCAUGCACCCAAUCAAUCCCUGCAAGGCUCGCAACAUAGAGAACGUUGAAACAGUACAGUAUGCAGCAGAUCGUUAAGGUUGGCCAAAACGUUUCUGUUCUUUGUUGGACAGUAAAUAUAUCAUCCCCUUGAGAAUAAGAUUCUUUGUUUGAGAUGUAUCGCAUGCAUGUUUCGCAUUAGURUAUUAAUCGGAACAUUUUUCUGUAAAUUUCAAAGAAAAUUUUGUGACUAAUAUUAAAAAUUAUGAGAAUAAGCAGCUUAAAUUAUUGGUAGUAAUUUUCUACAGUAGUUUAAUACAAAGUAACAAAAAAUAGACAAGACUAUUAAAAUAUGAACAUUAAAUGUUGAAUAUAUAUUUUGAUGUUAAGUAUCGAAUAUUAUUCAUUCGUAUUUCUACACAAGUGAAUAUGAUAAAUCCUACGCGCUCAUUGGUCACAUUUUACGUCUUAUACCAUGCUAUAUUCACCUACAGGUGAAUAUAACUCGCGCACGCUCGCUUGUAGAUUUGUKCCGCUUGCAGCUGAGAUAAAUAAUAUUGGGGGUAAAAUAUUUAUCAUAUUCACUUGUGUUWAAAAUACUAUACUUGAUAGAUAUUAAAAUCUUAAAAUCUUAAUAUUAAAAAUGUUAGUAAUAUAUCUUUAGUGACUUCACAUUUUUCUCAA